Messenger RNA from [Torrubiella] hemipterigena, 922 nucleotides. The record is from the annotation of a GenBank genome assembly. NCBI's taxonomy places the organism in Eukaryota, Fungi, Ascomycota, Sordariomycetes, Hypocreales, Clavicipitaceae.
GUCCAUUGGUGCCUCAUAUAUAUUCGCCAAGCCAGCAAUUUUUCUGCACUGUCCUCUAUAAUGUCUAACGCGGCGAAGAACUUCCUAAUAACUGGCGCUGGAAGAGGCAUUGGGCGAGGCUUGUCAAGAAUUUUGCUCGAGGCUGGCCAUCGGGUGUUUCUCAUCGACAACGACAGAACAGAGCUUGACCACAUUACCGGUGUUUUAGCAAAGUCGCACAAGCGCGGUGUCGCCUUUGAUUCUGUACUCUGCGAUUUACGGAAGCCAACAGACAUCCAAGCCGCUGCUGCCGCCGCCCAGUCGCUGUUUGCCAAUCGACUCGAUUGUCUAGUUAACAAUGCCGCCUAUAUCGGGGGUGUUGGCGGCUUAUCGCUCGUCGAGAUGACGCUUGAGGAAUGGAACCGCAGCCUAGAAACCAAUUUGACAGCUCCCAUGCUCAUGACACAGGCCUGUCUUCCCAUGCUGCGCGAGGCCCGCGGCUGCGCGAUCCACGUCUCGUCGACGAGGGCUCUGAUGAGCGAACCCAACAACGAAGCAUACUCCACCACAAAGGCCGGCCUAAUAGGCAUGACACAGAGUAUGGCAGUAUCGCUGGCCACGGAGGGCAUUCGGGUCAAUUGCAUUCUGCCUGGGUGGAUUCACGUAGGCAACGAGAGCAAAGCAGCCGAUGAGAAGAACCAAGCUUGGCAAGAUGGUCUUAGCGAUGAGGAUAUGAAGUGGCAGCUCACCGGAAGGGUGGGCAAGGUGGAAGACAUUGCAAAGGCGGUAUUAUAUUUGGCUGAGAAUGAUGGUGUAUCGGGAACAGAAAUGGUUGUCGACGGAGGCGUGACGAGAAAGUUGGUAUACCCAGAGUAGCCUCUUUUAUACAAACUAUUAUAUACUCGCAUAAGAUACAUAAUGUGUUUAAUUAUAUACAGGGCGU